UUUCAAGGGAACGUGGACCUUACUUCAAGUGUGAGCAGUCAGGCUGAAAAUGAAUGUAGGCUAUGCAGUGCAGCGCAGUGGGAUAAUAUGCAAACGGUUCAAAGAUGUGUGAAACUUGGGGCAAGGUCAAGCAGAGACGGAUGAACUGGUAUAGGAACCAUAGUGUUGCGUUUCAUGGAUUCCAACUUCAACUUCAUUGUAAGACUGGCGGACGUCAGAAAAACAAGCGACGACCAAGGGAAGAACAGAAGUGAAGCCGUUCCUGUGGAGUACAAUUACCUCAAAAUUGCUGAUUUACCCUCUUGACCUGUCGAGGAUUUUACCUAAAACUGCUUUCAGCGUCCCUCAGUCUGAGGCUAUGAGAGGGAGAGAGGAGUCCCAGGCCGCACCAUCAUGCUACUUCUGAGACGCUGGGAUGAGACUUUGGCUGGCGAAACACAAGGUACUACUCUCCCACUCCACCACCAUGCCUGUCUGCGGCUGCCGCAGCCCCACCCCGCCUCAUGGCCAAGCCGGGGCCUCCUCCUCCGCCCCCUCUGCCUCCCAGGAGAGGCGAGUCCGACCCCUACAUCCACCCCCACCUCCAUCUCUCCACCGCAGCACCAGCGGCUCUCUCUGCCUCUCCCUCCUUCUCCUGCUGCUCUGCCUUCUCCACCUUCCCCCGGCCUGCCACUCACGGAGAGAAAAGGGAGGGGGAGGUGGUGGCGGCCACUACAUCCCUAUCCCCCAGCCCCCUCCCCACCAGAUGGCCCUGCCCAACAUCCUGCGUGGCCUCAGCAUCGCUGUUGUCCUGGUGGGCAACUCCAGCGAGGUGGCGCUGGCUGGGGCUCGGGAGAAGGAGGACUUCCUCCACAUGGCGCCCAACGUAGAGGUGCUGACCAUGAAUGAGACAGACCCUAAAAGCAUCAUUAAGAGCAUCUGUGACCUAAUGACUGAGCACUGGCUGCAGGGCGUGGUGUUUGGAGAUGACACUGACCAGGAGGCCAUCGCCCAAAUCCUCGACUUCAUUUCAGCCCAGACCCAUAUCCCUAUCCUAGGAGUUCGUGGGGGUUCCUCCAUGAUCAUGGCUGCCAAGGAUGACAACUCCAUGUUCUUUCAAUUUGGCCCCUCCAUCGAGCAGCAGGCUUCAGUCAUACUAAACAUCAUGGAGGAAUACGACUGGUACAUCUUCUCCAUCGUUACCACGUACUACCCGGGUUACCAAGACUUUGUCACCAAGAUUCGUAGCACCAUUGAGAACAGCUUUGUAGGCUGGGAACUGGAGGAAGUUUUACUACUUGACAUGUCCGUAGAUGACGGAGAUUCAAAGAUCCAAAACCAGCUGAAGAAGCUCCAGAGCCCCGUCAUUCUUCUCUACUGCACAAAAGAAGAGGCCAACACCAUCUUCGAGGUGGCCCACUCUGUUGGGAUUACUGGCUACGGCUACACAUGGAUAGUGCCCUCGCUGGUCGCUGGAGACACUGUUGUAGUGCCUGCAGAAUUCCCCACAGGUCUGCUCUCUGUGUCCUAUGACGAGUGGGACUAUGGCCUAGAGGCCCGUGUUCGCGACGGCGUGGCGAUCAUCACUAUGGCAACCUCCACCAUGAUGAUGGACCGUGGACCUCACACCCUCCUAAAGUCAGAGUGCCACGGAGCUCCUGACAAGAAGACUCCCAUCUCAGGCAACCCUAAUGAAGUGCUCAGGUACCUGAUGAAUGUGACGUUUGAGGGGCGUAAUCUGUCGUUCAGCGAGGACGGAUACCAGAUGCACCCCAAGCUGGUCAUCAUUCUGCUCAACAAGGACAGACAGUGGGACCGGGUGGGUAAAUGGGAGAAUGGUUCCCUGUCCAUGAAGUACCAUGUGUGGCCUCGCUAUGAACUAUAUGGCGGGCCAGCAAACAUUGAGGAUGACCACCUGUCCAUCGUGACAUUGGAGGAGGCUCCGUUCGUCAUUGUGGAAGAUGUGGACCCACUUAGCGGGACGUGUAUGAGGAACACUGUACCUUGCCGGAAACAGAUCAAAACACUUAAUCAGACGAAGGAGUCGGGGAUCUACAUAAAGCGUUGCUGUAAGGGUUUCUGCAUUGACAUCCUGAAGAAGAUUGCCAAGACGGUAAAGUUUACCUAUGACCUUUACCUGGUCACUAAUGGCAAACAUGGCAAGAAGAUCAACGGAACAUGGAAUGGCAUGGUGGGAGAGGUGGUGUUAAAAAACGCCCACAUGGCUGUCGGCUCCUUGACCAUCAAUGAGGAGAGGUCAGAGGUCAUCGACUUUUCCGUCCCUUUCAUCGAGACGGGCAUCAGCGUCAUGGUCUCCCGUAGCAACGGCACCGUUUCGCCCUCGGCCUUCUUAGAGCCCUUCAGUGCAGAUGUGUGGGUGAUGAUGUUCGUGAUGCUGUUGCUGGUGUCAGCAAUGGCUGUGUUUAUAUUCGAGUACUUCAGCCCUGUGGGCUACAACCGCUGUCUGGCUGACGGCAAAGAGCCUCACGGCCCAUCCUUCACCAUCGGUAAAGCCAUCUGGCUGCUGUGGGGUCUGGUCUUUAACAACUCUGUGCCAGUACAGAACCCCAAAGGCACCACUAGUAAGAUCAUGGUGUCAGUGUGGGCCUUCUUUGCUGUCAUCUUCCUGGCCUCCUACACUGCCAACCUGGCUGCUUUCAUGAUCCAAGAGGAAUAUGUGGACCAGGUAACUGGUCUCUCAGACAAAAAGUUCCAGAGUCCCAACGACUUCUCACCUCCGUUUCGGUUUGGCACCGUCCCAAACGGGAGUACGGAGAGAAACAUUAGGAACAACUAUCCAGAAAUGCACUCCUACAUGACAAAGUUCCAUCAGAGAAACGUUAACGAAGCUCUGCAGAGUCUCAAGGCCGGCAAACUAGACGCUUUCAUUUAUGAUGCGGCUGUACUGAACUACAUGGCUGGCAGGGACGAGGGCUGCAAGCUGGUGACCAUUGGCAGCGGCUACAUCUUUGCCACCACGGGGUACGGCAUCGCCAUCCAGAAGGAGUCACUCUGGAAGAGACAUGUGGAUUUGGCCAUCCUGCAGCUCUUUGGAGACGGUGAAAUGGAGGAACUAGAGUCCCUGUGGCUGACUGGGAUCUGCCACCACGAGAAGAACGAGGUGAUGUCCAGCCAGCUGGAUGUGGACAACAUGGCCGGUGUCUUCUACAUGCUCGGUGCCGCCAUGGCUCUGUCACUCAUCACCUUCAUCUGCGAACACUGGUUCUACUGGCAGCUGCGCUUCUGCUUCAUGGGCGUCUGCUCCGGCCAGCCCGGCUUCGUCUUCUCCAUCAGCAGGGGCAUCUACAGCUGUAUCCACGGGGUGCAGAUUGAGGAGAAGAGCAGCUCGGCACUGAACUCCCCUUCAGCCACCAUGAACAACACCCAUUCCAACAUUAUGCGCCUCUUACGCACCGCCAAGAACAUGGCCUCCCUGUCAGGGGUGAACGGCUCACCCCACAGCGCUCUGGACUUCAUCCGCCGCGAAUCGUCUGUUUAUGACAUCUCUGAACACCGGCGCAGUUUGGCGGGCCAUUCAGACUGCAAGCCACCUUACUUACCAGACGACAACAUGUUCAGCGACUACAUCAGUGAGGUGGAGAGGACGUUUGGCAACCUCCACCUUAAGGACAGUAAUCUGUACCAGGACCACUACCUUCACCACCAUGGCUCAACGCUAGGGCUCGCCGGACCUCCUCCCAACAGGCCCCAUAGCUUGGGCAGUGCUAGUUCUCUGGAGGGCGGCAUGUUCGACUGUGACAGCCUGGGUGGAGGGGUGGCCCCUAUUUUCACCACCCAGCCCUGCUCAGCACUGACCCACAGGAACAUGAGCAAGUUUGACCUGCUGUCUGGACAGACUCCACCCUCGGGUCAGAGCUUUAAGGGAGGCCUGCCUGACUUGUACGGGAAGUUCUCCUUCAAGGGAGGUGCCUCAAGUUCCACAUACAUCCCUGGCCAUAACUACUGUGGAGGGAGGGGAGAUGACGAUGGGAAUAUACGUUCAGAUGUCUCAGAUAUUUCCACGCACACAGUAACUUAUGGAAACCUGGAGGGUAAUGCCAAGAAGCGCAAACAAUACCGUGAUAGCCUGAAAAAGAGGCCGGCCUCUGCCAAGUCCAGACGGGAGCUGGACGAGAUUGAGCUGGGCUACAGGAGGAAACCCUACCACAUCAGCCACCACCACUACCACGGCCACCGCUCUUCCUCCCCACCACUUUUGCCCACUGAACGGAAAAGAGGAGGAGUAGGUGGAGGAGGAAACAAUGAUGGAAACUCCUAUGUCUUCAGAGAAAAGGAGAGCGUUAGGGAUUUUUAUUUGGACCAGUUUCGGCCCAAAGAGGGUGUGCCUCAGUGGGAACAUGUGGACCUGACAGAGGGCCCUGUGAAUAGAGAUGGAGGAGUGGCGACCUGCACCUCCCUGGUUCCAGUGGAUGACUUUCUUAAGAGCAAACCCAAAAAGUCAGAUUCAAAGAGUGGGGGAGGAUCUGGACUGGCAGGGGGGGAGUGGGAGUGCAGGAACUGUCGGGCUAGAGGAGGGGGCAAGCAGAUGUCCAUGCAUGGAGCAGGUGGUGGUGGAGGGUAUGGUGGUGGUAUGAGUUGCGGGUCCUCGGGAGGUGGAGGAAACAGCCGCCCCAGCUCUGCAACCUGCAUGCGCUGCGAGGGCUGUAAAAAGACAGGAAACCUCUAUGAUAUCAGUGAAGAUAACAACCACCUCUUGGAACAGAUGGGGGGGAGGACAGGUGUGGGAGGAGGAGGAGGUAUGGUCGCUGGCCCUCAGUCUCAACCACAGGGUCAGCAGAGAAGGAAGGGUGGAUUAGGCAAACCACUUAGGCGGCAGCACUCAUAUGACACAUUUGUCGACCUUCAGAAAGAGGAGUCAGGCGGGAUGGGAAGUUUAAUGGGUCUAGGCGGAGUUGGAGGGAUGAGUGGUGCAGGUAUGGGAGGGAUGCUGCCCCCACCCAGGAGUGUUAGCUUGAAGGAGAAAGAACGCUACAUGGAGGGCACCAGCCCCUUCGCACACAUAUUUGAGCGUCACGGGGGCUCUGAGAGAGAAAGAGAAAGAGACAGGGACCCAUUGUUUUACGGAGGUGAGGGCCGGCAAGGACCCGGCUCACCAUUCGGCCUGUUCAGAGGCGGUGAGGGCCUUCACCGCCGCUCCAUUGGAGAGAGAGACAUGAGAGACAGGGAUAGGUCUUUGAUGGAAGGAGGAGGUGGGGGAGCGUUCUCUUUAUCCAAAUCUCUUUACCCCGACAGGGUAAACCAAAACCCCUUUAUACCCACCUUUGGCGAUGACCAGUGUCUGAUGCACGGAGCCAAACAAUAUUACAUGAAAAAGCAACAGCAGCAGCAACAAGUUGCCAAAAACAGCCGAAGUGACUUCAGGAGUCAGAUGAGCACGGCGUCAUAUCUGCCAGCGUCUGCAACAGCCGGGGUGAUGUCCAACGUGGCCCCCCGGUUCCCGAAAGAGCUCAGCCUCGGUGGAAUGAACCACCAUGGCUCCAUGCUGGGGGUUGGCCCCCCGCGUCCCUUCAAUGGAAGCAAUGGCCAUGUGUACGAGAAACUCUCCAGCAUUGAGUCUGACGUGUGAGAAAAAAUGGGGGGGACAAGAAGCGGUCAAUGGCAAGGGGGAAGGAGGAAAGGAAUAGAGGCAUCAGUGUUAGGAGAUCAGGGAUGAUUUUAAAGACACUGUCCACACACUGCAACCCUAGCCCAUAUUGGGACAGCACGAUGAGGUAAAAGAGGAGAGCGCUAGAGGAGGAAAAGGCCGAAAGGUAGAGAUUGUGAAAUAGAAAAAUAAGAAUAAGGAAAAAAUCUUGAUUUUGCAAGAAAAAGUGGGUAAAAAAUCAGGACACCCUGAGGAGUUGUGGGAUGUUAACCCUCUCUCAGAAAUGGCCAAAGCUACUCUACUUUUAUGCCCAAACAGUCAAUUAACAUUCCCCUCAACAUUACAAAUGCACUCAACUCAAGCCCUUUCAUCCACCAGUGAGGCAGGAGUCAGUGUACUUGGUUAUCAGCGCAAAGAGGCGACACCUCAUCUUAGUUUGAUAUCAGACGUGUGAGCCCGCUGCAAUUCGAUGGCUAUCUGAGAGCUCCCACUGAGUGCUUAUGAAGAAAGACUGCGAGAGUGGAGAGAGGAACGAACUGCCCAUCUGCCCCUGUGUCACCACAGAAAGGAGACAUUGUCACGUUUACCAGAGCCACGACACAGGAGAUGACUAGUACUUCUCUCUCCUCGCCUGUCCAUCUCCUCUCCGUCCCCCUCUUCUGUUCUCCCUCUCUCUGUCCCCGCUCCUCCUCUUCAUCCCCAUCGCCAAAAGAGCUGAUCUUGUUUGCUAUGAGAAAUACAAUCAUGAAUGAUAAUAAGAUAUUCUUAUAGAAACAAACAGGGUAUAAGAACAACAAUAAUAUUGAUAACAUUGUGAAUAACAAAGAUGUUAGUAAGGAUUAUGAUAACACUGCUUAUGAUAUCACUAAGUUUUUCUUGUUUUAUGUUCUGUUGGUAUAAUAUUUCACUACUGUUUUUAGUAUCUGUAGUUGAAGGUUGUUUUUAGUUCAACUAACAAGCCAGAAAGACUGAGUCAGGAUCUCGAAGGCACAUUUAGCACUGACGGAUCCUUAUUUGAUGUUUCAAGAUGUUGCAAAUCAAGUGCACACACACUUAAACACACACACACACACACACACACACAAACACUUUUUGUCAGCCUGAACUUGUGUUACUGUGAACAACACAUUUCGUCAGAAGCUGAAGAUACUGAGAGGAAGGAAGGACGUGCCUUAAUGGUCUCCAGUGGAUGUGUCCUCCAGUUCACAUGCGGUCCUCACACGGCAGCCACCAGGACGGACCAGCAUGCUUUUUAGGCUGCUCGCUGAUCUCUUCACGAUCAUGAGCCAAAACUGCAGUAAAAAUUUACAGCAGGUUUGAGACGCUGCUGCUGAUGGUUUCAAUACAAGACGCCGUUGGAGAUGUUUUAUAACUUCGUAAAAAUGAUUUCAUAUGUCAAGUAUGGGCAGUGACAUUAUGAAGCAGUUGUAUUCAGGACGUCCCACCGUCACGGAUAGACGUCUCACAUCACAACACGGCAGCCUUUAGACCACUUCUUUUAUUCAGGUUACAUGAUAACAGUCACCAGGCACUUACUUUUUUCGGCCUCUCACUAGUAUCUCGUAGAAGGCAUUACUUUUCACUCACGUACUCACUGUCUGAGAGGUGCACACAGAAAAGCGUAGUUUGUACUUUGUGUAUGAUCAAUAUAUAUGCACUGUUGUUUAUGUAGGCGAAAUGCUACAACAUGUGUAGGAGACUUGUUGUUGCCCCAUGACAAUGACACUGAUAAAAGCUUGAGAUAUGGAGGAUGUCUAUUUGAGAGAGGAACACUGACUGAGGCGUCAGGAAGCCGUCCAUCUUGCAAAAGCUCUCCAGCUUUUUACUUUGACUUAUAUAGAUAGUCUUUUUAGCUGGAGAGGCCUCAUUUAUUGCACAGGACCUUUUACUCAGUGUAAGUUCAGACACUCAGUAGACAAUAGACAAGCCUUAUCAUCCCAUCAUCCCCCCACCCCCACCCCCCACUGCAAGCUGUCUGGUGAUGACUCAUGGUAUUACUGUACAGAAUAAAGAAGCCUCUAUUAGUUAUUUAAAGGGUUGAUUAGCUGGUGGUGUUAGAAGUUUAAGGGCUGCGUGAGACUGCGCAGGAGUGCUGGUCUGAGAUUGGAGCUGCUGGAGUGUGUAGAGUGUGAUCUUUGUCAUUGCGGACUUCUAUCUUAUACCCUAAUCUAAAUGCACCACUGUAAUAGGUUGGAGUGCGCGUGUGUGCGUGUGUGUGUGUGUGUGUGUGUGUGUGUGUGUGUGGAGGGAACCAAAUCACAAUUGAAUGAUAACAGCUGUUUUUUCCACUAACCUGCUGAUAACUAUAAAACAGCCUCACCUCCUCCCUCACCCCACAGAUAAGCCAGUAAAAGUGAGACUGGUUGAGUUAGCCUUAAAUCAAACAGAUUCAUCCCCCCACGACCCUCCUAUUAAGUAGAUUGGAAUCUCUGGAAUUUUUAUACGAACACAUUUUGAAAGUUCAGGUCAACCAUUGUCAAGCAAGAUGGUAUAAGAAUGAGAGAGGAGAACGGGAAAUGAGGAAAUAAGAACAAGCAGAUGAAAGACUUUGGAGUGGGCAUCAAUCAGUGUCAGCAUUUGUACGUUCAAUCUUUUCCUUGUAAAUAAUAUAUUUAAAACUUUUCACUUUGUACAGUUAACAGACAGACAGGAUGUAACUUUCAAUAUGUUUUACAGCAAUUUAAGAAAUAAACAAAACACUAAUAAAAACUCAUAAAAACAAAAAAUACAUGAACAAAAAUAAGAUAAGACACAAAUAUUACUAAUCAUAAGUGAUAUAAUUGAAUCUCUUUUUCUUUAAAUCAUGUUUACUUAAUUAUGAUAGUUUACCAAUCAGUAUACUGAUUAUGUUAAGAAUUAUGCUUUUUCAUAUUUUCACUAAAGUGUUGGAAAUUGAGGAUAAUUUACUGUAGGUGUAGACGUUUGGUGAUAAAAGGGGAAAGUUUAGAUUUAGUCUUUUGCUAAGUUUCCCUUGAAUUGUGUUAGAUUCUCUCUUUUUAAGGUAAGCUCUUCUUCAUGCUUUUUGAGAUAAAUUAAAUUAUCUACACAUUUAUGUAAUACAAUAUUACAUGUAUACAUAGAUGAUAUUUGCAUAUAGAGGCAGUAUAUUGUGAUCCUUCAUUUUUUUUAAGCAGCAAUCCUUCUUACAAAACUUACAAGAUAUUUGUGUUUUUGUUGCCCGUUAUUUUUUUUAAUUUUUUUUUUUUUGACCUGGGCUCUAACAAUCAUUGCACACAGAAUUUAGAGCCAUCGUGGCCUGGCCUAUCCUGUUCCCUCUCUAUGUUUGGGAUAGACAUCACUGUGGUAAAGGAAGAAAUAUAUGUGUAUGUACACACAUGUACACAUAUACAUGUAUAAACACAUAUAGACACACAAAUGCACACUGGACAUUUCCCAGUGUUGAUGUUGUCAAUAUUGUGGAGGAUUUCAGCACAAUAUCGUGGAAAACCAAGAAUGAGUGUAGUUUCAUCUUAUUGAGAAUCCACUUGAAGCUGAAAUGCAUUUGUGCAACCCCUUAUUAAAAGGUACAGUAUUUGUUGUGUGUUCGUCAUGUCUCAUUUUAUGUAGAGAGUUUUGCUUCAGGGGAAUCAACCAUUGUUACUAUAUUUUAGCUCAACAUAUCACUAAACUGCAUUAUUUGACAGCUGAAAACACUUCGCUUUGGAUUCUAAUUUACUUUGUGCAACUUUGUGCACUGCUUGUUUUUCCGUAUGAGAGGGGAAAUAUAAUUUGUAAUUUGUUGUGUACAUAAGCAAUUCCAUGCAAUCAGAAAUUAUUUCCCCCGCUCUUUAUGAUUCUGAUUCCAAUAAGUCUCCAUAAUCUUCUCCACAGCCCUGAGAGAAGAAAUUCAUCUCUCUUCUGUUUUUCUCCUCAACUGCUUUCAUGUCUAGAGGGUUAAUUGGAGAGUGAAAAAUGCAUCCAUGUGCACUUAAACUCUCUUCAUUUGCAAUAAACAGCAUGACCAAACUGCUCUUAUUGUAAAUGCUGUACUGAAAAUGUACACUUUAUGUGCCAAUACAUCAGUCCCUGCUGUUCUUUUCAUGCAUUGUAAGGCAAGCUAGGGCUAGUUUACAGCUGCUGGUUGGGAAGUCAAGGUGCACCUGACACUGUGGUAAACAUGCUAUCAUCAGGCCUUUACCACCUCCAGCUGCUCUGCUCUGCAGCCAGUGUGUGCAGGUCAGGCAGCGAUGCAGAGUAAGCAUGGCUCAUCAGAUGUCUUUAUUUCCCUUACGGCCAAAUCGGUCCCAGCCACCCUUCUUUGCGCACGAGCAUGCCACAACACAUUUGUUUAGAUGGUUAAUGUAGAGCAAAACACUGUGUCACAUUUUUACAACACAAAAGAUGGCAAAGUUAGUGGGCUGAAACAUCCUGAUGUAAAUAUCAUCUCAGCUGACGUGUGUUUUUCUGUUAGGAACACUGACACAUGGGACCAAAUAACAGCACCACGCGGUCAGCUACAGGUAUCGAUGCGCCGGUUAAACUGACUUGUGAAAAUGUAUUUUUGCAUUUUGUGUUUGGAGAAAAAAGGUAUUGACAUGUUUGUUUCACAUCAAUAUUUCUAACAUAAAGAAUUGAACUACUAAUCACGGUUUUUAUCAAUGAGUCGCUUCUCAUGCAAAUUGGAAGAAUUAUGCUGUGAUAUUAUAUGAUUGAUUUGGUUGUGAAGGUCCAUGUAAUUUAGCUGCUUAUAAUUUUCCAAUUCACCCUAAUUCAUUCCAUUAUUAAUAUUUUAAAGUUCUAUCUGUUUGUACGUGUAUUAAUAUGUAUUGAUAUUGCUUUAUAUUGAUGCAUACAAAAUUUUCUAUUAAAUUGUGUACAGUUUUGUUUGUUUGUUAAUAUUGCUAUUUUCCAUCUUCAUACAGUUAACAUGAGAAUGGAUUUCUUUACCUGAAUGAAAAUUGAAGAUAACAUGACAUAAGGGGUUGCUACUAAAUGUAUUUCAUAGGGCGGCCAUGUUGAUGAAAACACACAUCGUCACUGAAACGACAAAGCCUGAUUGAAUUUACUGUGGGCUGACAAAAAUGUAACAUGAAUAGCACCAGUUGCAUAUACAACGAUUACAUAAUCUUAUUCUUGGCCAUUUUUUCGCUUUUUGUGGCCCUUUGAAAUAAUCCCCAAAUUUUUACACCAUACAAACAGAAAAUGACACAAAAACAAAUAAUUGUACAGGUUGUGUAAAUACUGACUAUUGGGGACAACAUUUACCUUCUUUUUUUGUAUGGAAACGAUCAAAGUAAUCUCAAUAACAAAAUUAACCAUGUCAUGACAAAACUGCAAAAAAACAUCAUUAAGGUACUUCUAAUAAGGAUAAUACUGAUAUCUACUAUUAUAAGUGCUCAAAUAAGACUAUUCUUUCUCUUUGUACAUGAUGAACAAAAUGAAGUGUUGAGUAUUAAUAAUAAAAAACUAUAAGUUUCA
Molecule: messenger RNA, 11002 nt
Organism: Micropterus salmoides (largemouth bass)
Lineage: Eukaryota; Metazoa; Chordata; Actinopteri; Centrarchiformes; Centrarchidae
Gene: grin2ba
Product: glutamate receptor ionotropic, NMDA 2B
Biological process (GO): synaptic transmission, glutamatergic; excitatory postsynaptic potential; monoatomic ion transport
Cellular component (GO): NMDA selective glutamate receptor complex; postsynaptic membrane; postsynaptic density membrane
Molecular function (GO): transmitter-gated monoatomic ion channel activity involved in regulation of postsynaptic membrane potential; NMDA glutamate receptor activity
Source: RefSeq, a predicted model, not a curated record